GAGAAAGAAGGGAUAGCUAAGGUCUCCCUUGAACACUUUAUUUUGGAAGUCUCAUCCAUCUUCUUUCCCUUUAUAUUUGCAAGUUUUUGUAGCUUGUUCCAAGAGGAGUACAUAGCUAGCUUGUUAUAUAGUUGUUGAGUUGGUUUUAGUGGUGUUGGGAUGGCUCAAACAGUGGGGAGGAACAUAGCAGCACCGCUGCUGUUUCUGAACCUCAUAAUGUAUAUAAUAGUGGUGGGUUUUGCGAGCUGGAACCUGAACCACUUCAUUAAUGGCCAGACUAACUACCCUGGAGUGGCGGGCAAUGGCGCCACCUUCUACUUCCUGGUAUUUGCGAUACUUGCCGGCGUGCUCGGUGUUGCGUCGAAGCUAGCCGGUGCCAACCACGUUAGAGCUUGGAGGAAUGAUAGCCUCGCGGCGGCCGCCUCGUCCGCAGUCGUUGCAUGGGCCAUUACUGCCUUGGCCUUUGGGUUGGCAUGCAAGGAGAUCAACGUUGGAGGUCACAGGGGAUGGAGACUGAGGACUCUGGAGGCCUUCGUUAUCAUAUUAACCUUCACGCAGCUUCUCUACGUGUUGAUGCUGCAUGCUGGGAUGUUCAGUAGCAAGUAUGGGCCCGGGUACAGAGAUCCGGAUUAUGGGCUGGGUGGUGGGCCGGCAGCUGAACCGGCCCAGAAGGGAACCAGGGUUUAAUUGGUGACUUCUAUCUAGAUACUCCAGAAGUGAGGAGUAGACAAAAUGGCUUCUCUAACCCUUUUUUUUUUCUUUUUUGUUGCUGGUGUUGGAGCUUUAGUCUCCUCGUUUUAAUUAUUUAGAAUUUACGCAUGAUGUUGUACAUACUGGUGUAGUACUUGUACCUUAUGUUAUCGCUCUCUUGGAUAUCAUAUUAGUAGUGUAAAUUAAAGGUGUCUACCUCCUCCUCUAUCAUUGUUCCUGUUACAGGCUUGAUGGUAUAAGUUUAUUUAUAUGAAAAAUUUGAUGCUCAAAUAUAUGUAA
Phoenix dactylifera (date palm) is the source of this 990-nucleotide messenger RNA. Its product is annotated as AWPM-19-like family protein. NCBI's taxonomy places the organism in Eukaryota, Viridiplantae, Streptophyta, Magnoliopsida, Arecales, Arecaceae. The record is from RefSeq and is a predicted model, not a curated record.